UCACAAAUCUCAUUUCUCCUUCUCCUGAUCCGAAUCAUGUCCAAAUCUAGGGUUUAUACUGAUGUUAACGUUGUUCGUCCCAAAGAGUACUGGGACUACGAGGCUCUUGUUGUUCAAUGGGGUCACCAAGAUGAUUAUGAGGUUGUGAGGAAAGUUGGUCGAGGAAAAUACAGCGAAGUAUUCGAAGGCAAAAACGUCAAUACAAACGAGCGCUGCGUUAUCAAGAUCCUCAAGCCUGUGAAAAAGAAGAAGAUAAAGAGGGAGAUCAAAAUUCUCCAGAACCUCUGUGGUGGACCAAAUAUUGUGAAGCUGCUUGAUGUAGUCAGAGACGAGCACUCCAAAACACCUAGCUUGAUAUUUGAGUUUGUGAACAGUGUGGACUUUAAAGUACUGUAUCCCACAUUGACUGAUUAUGACAUCCGCUACUAUAUCUACGAGCUUCUUAAGGCACUGGAUUACUGCCAUUCGCAAGGAAUAAUGCAUAGAGAUGUCAAGCCUCACAAUGUCAUGAUAGAUCAUCAGCUGCGUAAACUCCGCCUGAUAGAUUGGGGCCUUGCUGAGUUUUACCAUCCCGGAAAAGAGUAUAAUGUUCGAGUUGCCUCGAGAUACUUCAAGGGUCCUGAGCUGCUAGUUGAUCUACAAGAUUAUGACUAUUCUUUAGACAUGUGGAGCCUUGGCUGCAUGUUUGCUGGCAUGAUAUUUCGUAAGGAACCGUUCUUCUAUGGUCAUGACAAUCACGAUCAACUCGUCAAAAUUGCCAAGGUGUUGGGAACCGAUGAUUUAAAUACUUACCUUAACAAAUAUCAGCUAGAUCUUGAUCCUCAACUAGAAGCACUUGUUGGAAGGCAUAGCAGGAAACUAUGGCCCAAGUUUAUCAAUGCAGAUAACCAACACUUGGUCUCACCAGAGGCCAUUGAUUUUCUCGAUAAGCUGCUUCGGUAUGAUCAUCAAGACAGAUUAACCGCAAGAGAAGCCAUGGCUCAUCCAUACUUCGCUCAAGUUAAAGCUGCAGAGAGCAGCAGACUACGAAUUCUUUAA
Molecule: messenger RNA, 1038 nt
Organism: Thlaspi arvense
Lineage: Eukaryota; Viridiplantae; Streptophyta; Magnoliopsida; Brassicales; Brassicaceae
Source: the annotation of a GenBank genome assembly